Messenger RNA from Linnemannia hyalina, 552 nucleotides. Lineage: Eukaryota; Fungi; Mortierellomycota; Mortierellomycetes; Mortierellales; Mortierellaceae. The record is from the annotation of a GenBank genome assembly.
AUGGCAUCGAUUCUUACGACCCGCUUCGGAACAGCUCUCAGGCAGAAGACGAUUUUCUAUGGAGCAAAGCAGACAGGAUCAAUGACAAGGUUCGCUCGAACUCCAGCCAGCAGUAGCAGCAACAGCAACCUGAUCAGUUCCGCAGUCCGCACAAACUGGGCUGCAGCUAGCUUUUCAACAGCCUCAGGUGUUCAAUUUGCUAAGCGUGGACGUCCAGGACCAGGCGAAGGAUUCGCCGUCAACUUUAUUAUGCAGGAUGGCGAGGAGAUUUCGGUACAGGCACAUGAAGGGGAGAGUCUGUUGGAUGUUGCUUGGGCGAACGACAUUGACAUUGAAGGUGCAUGCGAGGCUUCACUAGCAUGCUCGACCUGUCACUUGAUCCUGGACCCAGACUCAUAUUCUAAGCUGGAAGAGCCCACAGAUGAAGAAAACGACAUGCUGGAUCUUGCCUUUGGCUUGACUGACACAUCCCGCCUCGGUUGUCAAGUGCUGAUGAACAAGGAGAUGGAUGGAAUCGUCGCCAAGCUCCCCACGAUGACUAGGAACGCGUAA